CGUCGAUGACCAAUGAAAAGAAAACGAACUUGUGUUAUGUGAGAAGUCUGGAUUUUUAAAUGUAAUUGUAGAUAAUUCCCAUGGGUAGCCAUAGUCAGUAUUAUGAUAUUCAUGUUAUAUUAUUCCCAAGUUUACACAUAACAGAAUCACGUGUCUUUGUCGUGUCAAUCAUUUGGGCUUUAGUAAUCUCGCUGAAUUUCAUUUCGAUUUCAUAGUAUACUGUGUACAUGCAUUGCUGCGUUGCCCGAGGGCUUUAGAAAGCGAAUUACUUCACACUUUGAUUAUAAAACAGACGAAACUGGUCGCAUGGAGACCUAGCAUUUCCGAAGCCAUUGGAGCUCAGUACACGUAUCCCUGCAGAUUUAUUGUGUGGAAGGGGGGGAGAUUAAUUCAUUCUUUUUACGUGUUGUCAUCAUCGUGAGAACAAAUGGCCGAAGCAGCUGAACCCGGUAGUGGAUUUAACUCGAAAAGCGUUGCGCUCCGAGCGCAGAAGAAAAUCCUGGGCAAAAUGGCCUCGAAAAGUGUCGCGAAAGCUUUCGUGGAUGACACCACAGGCGAACUGCUUGACCAGUUAUACAAGCUAGCGAAAUUGGAGACAGGAAACAAGAAAGAAGCUGAAAAACUCGUGAAGGACCUGGUGAAAAUCGUCGUCAAGAUCAGCAUACUGUUUCGAAAUGACCAACUGAACCGCGAGGAAAUUCAAAUAGCAGAGAAAUUUAGGAGAAACUUUCGAUCUUCAGCCAUGACUUUUAUUAGUUUCUACGAGGUGGAUUUCUCUUUCGAUAAGAAAUUUUUAACCAAGAACUUGGAGGAUUGCCGAAGCCUGAUUCAUCAAAUUAUCGAUCGGCACCUUACAGCGAAAUCGCAUGGAAGGGUCGAUCACGUUUUCAACUACUAUGCGAACGGUGACAUGUUAGAGCGAGUGUUUCAAGCAAACCGUGAUGGACCUUACGGCACUAUCCUUAAAAACAUUGUAGACAAUCUUAAUAAGCUUAUGGAAGAGGGAAGUGUAUAGGAUACUUGAGUUUUAUUGAGGUUUGGCUUGUAUGUAACUGUGCAUUUGCUAUGUGACGACGACCCCUCUUGUUGCUGAAAUAACAAUCUUUCCGUUUGGCUGGAUAUAUCCUUUUCAAAAUAUGCAAGGCGUGUGUUUAACAUACACAGCCUUUAUUGUCAUGAUAUUUAUUUAACCCUAACUUAUAUUAGGCCUGUAAGCGUUGAAAUUUUUGAGGAAGAGCCAAAAUUAUAAUUUGAAACUAGGAAAAUUUUGUCGCGACCGCAUAUGUUUCUAAUGUUUACAAGCACCAGCUGGCCGACCUUGCUGUUCAAAUUACGUAGAUUUCUACGAUUUCGAAUUUCGUGAAUUUCGCAAGGCGGAGGUUUGUCGUUGAUGCAAGCUCUAUUUUUGGAUAACUCGCUUAAACCGAAGUUUCCCUCGCGAACAGUAAAAUGUUUUUAAGUGUUGGCGGUCGUUUUUUGAUUUAAUUAUUAAAAUUUUGAGACUUGUUAUAAUUAUAGCAAGCGUAGAUUUUCAGAUUUCCUUAGAUAUUCUUAUCAGCAUAACUAUUUGAAAAAAAUUCACUCCCUAUGUUUUUAAUAUCUUAAACUUAAAUCUUUUUCAGUGGCCAAUCUCAUGAUUCUCUCAAAGGAGAUUAAAGCCGACAUUUCGUGCAAUUUAACUCUCCCAUUAAGCCCACCUCCGUUUUGAAAGCCAUUUAGCUUUGAAUUACUACUUUUAUUUGAGAAAUUAUUUCUCACAUGAAAUCUUUAAACUGCAAGUGCUUAAAGAAAGAUUUCUCGGAUUAACCCUUUAAAAUAUCCCCUUAAGAGUUGUUUAGUAUAGUUACUGUAGUGUAAUGAUUAAGGUACUAACUAUUAAGAUCGUAAAAGUUUGCCAUAUGUCUUCAAGUCGAUUUUAGGUAAUAACAUUCAAAAGAAAAAUUCCGAAAUCCUUUUGUUUUAUCUCUAAUCAAGCAAGCUGUUGAUUUUCAAAAGGAAGAAAAAAUAUAUUUUGUCUUUAAUUUCAUUUCUCAACAAAUUAAAAUGUAUGUACAGUAUUAGACUGACUUUAAAGAGGUUGAUUUUAGAUGUCUGUGAAAGGAUCAGAGAUAAUAUAUUUAAUGACUUUGGUUGUAAGUAAUGGCUGUUGGUAGAUCUGUAGUUAUGAGUUGAACAUGAUUAAAAUAAUUCUCUAAUGGAAUAUAUUCAGA
Molecule: messenger RNA, 2210 nt
Organism: Stylophora pistillata
Lineage: Eukaryota; Metazoa; Cnidaria; Anthozoa; Scleractinia; Pocilloporidae
Product: tumor necrosis factor alpha-induced protein 8
Biological process (GO): regulation of apoptotic process
Cellular component (GO): cytoplasm
Source: RefSeq, a predicted model, not a curated record